Rhea pennata is the source of this 741-nucleotide messenger RNA. It is a transcript of the gene SIX6, whose product is annotated as SIX homeobox 6. Lineage: Eukaryota; Metazoa; Chordata; Aves; Rheiformes; Rheidae. Gene Ontology annotation, biological process: regulation of transcription by RNA polymerase II; eye development. Gene Ontology annotation, molecular function: DNA-binding transcription factor activity, RNA polymerase II-specific; RNA polymerase II cis-regulatory region sequence-specific DNA binding. Gene Ontology annotation, cellular component: transcription regulator complex; nucleus. The transcript has 2 exons. The record is from RefSeq and is a predicted model, not a curated record. The coding region runs from base 1 to 741 and encodes 246 amino acids.
AUGUUCCAGCUGCCCAUCCUCAAUUUCAGCCCGCAGCAGGUGGCGGGGGUAUGCGAGACCCUGGAAGAGAGCGGCGACAUUGAGCGCCUGGGUCGCUUCCUCUGGUCGCUGCCCGUGGCCCCCGCGGCAUGCGAGGCCCUGAACAAGAACGAGUCGGUGCUGAGAGCCCGGGCCAUCGUGGCCUUUCACACGGGGAACUACCGGGAGCUCUACCACAUCCUGGAGAACCACAAGUUCACCAAGGAGUCCCACGCCAAACUGCAAGCCCUCUGGCUGGAAGCGCACUACCAGGAGGCGGAGAAGCUGCGGGGCCGACCCCUGGGGCCGGUGGACAAGUACCGGGUGAGGAAGAAGUUCCCGCUGCCCCGCACCAUCUGGGACGGCGAGCAGAAGACACACUGCUUCAAGGAGCGGACGAGGCACUUGCUGCGGGAGUGGUACCUGCAGGACCCUUACCCCAACCCCAGCAAAAAGCGGGAACUGGCUCAGGCCACGGGACUUACCCCCACGCAAGUGGGCAACUGGUUCAAAAACCGCAGGCAAAGGGACAGGGCAGCAGCCGCUAAGAACAGGCUACAGCAGCAGGUCCUAACGCAGGGCUCUGUGCGCUCGCUGCAAGCGGAGGAGGAGAGCGGCGGCGAGGCGGUGGGGGCCGCCUCCAGCCCCGCAGCCAGCCUCUCCAGCAAAGCGGCCACCUCCGCUAUCUCCAUCACGUCCAGCGACAGUGAAUGUGACAUCUGA